Lindgomyces ingoldianus is the source of this 2191-nucleotide messenger RNA. RefSeq names its product glutathione synthetase ATP-binding domain-like protein. NCBI's taxonomy places the organism in Eukaryota, Fungi, Ascomycota, Dothideomycetes, Pleosporales, Lindgomycetaceae. The coding region runs from base 27 to 1988 and encodes 653 amino acids. The record is from RefSeq and is a predicted model, not a curated record. The transcript is spliced from 2 exons. Gene Ontology annotation, molecular function: ATP binding; metal ion binding.
UUUGAUUUCAGCGCGCGUAUUGGAAUAUGGCCACUACAACGUUCCAGAUCUGGUCCGAAGGCAGCUUGGCAGCCACCGUGGACGUUCAAGUCCUGGGAGUAUCGCGUCACCCAAAUACGCUCGCCGAAUCAGUCGAUUGCCUUUUUAGCAGUGUUGACCAAGGUCGGCACCUGGACAGAGCAGAUGAAUCGCUCCAAAUUUACUCUAUUAGCAAGCAAGAGCCUACGCAAUGGACACCCGCGUCUUGUGGAUCGGAUAGCCGGUCCGAUUUCUUUGUACAGGCUCUUUUGACCGCCUCAAAUCCAGGCGGCCAGAAAUUGAUCAGAUUCAUCAUACCGUUAACGGAGGGAUACAUUACACGCUCCGAUAUCGUUCCUCUCCGCUUUGUGGACUGUGCGCUCGUCGAUCGGGUAGUAUCUUUUGCAAAACCGUUGCAAUGUUUCGAGACGAAGACGGGCCAAUCCCUAUCCAUAUCGGAAAUCAUUAAAGUGGCCACGGCCGGAAUCUGUGCAAAAGGCGAGCCGUCCACCGACCUGGACGUACUUAUACCAGGCCUUGACCAGGAAAUUGACAACCGUCUCUCUUUUCCUUGGAUAGUCCCUGGAACGCCUGUGGAGAAGACACUUGCGCUUGUGACGGCAAACGGCGCAUUUCUAGAAAUCGACGACUUUGGUAUAAGAAGAGCUGUGGCCGCAAUGGGGAUCCGUUUGAUUCUCCUCGAGGUGCCCGGUCACUGGCUUGAAAACAACACUACCGUCAUCGAUACCUUCCUGCCCUUACACCUGACUGACCCCCAGUCGGACGAGAUCACGGAAGAAAUCGUUGCCAGUCUGAAGACCUACAACAAGCCCAUAGACGGUAUCAUAACUUUUGCGGAUACAUAUUGGCCAUCUGUCGCAGCCGCCGCUAGCCAACUCGGCCUGCCGGCCGCAACGCCAGAAGCCCUCAGGAUUGCCACCAACAAAUACGAAUCGAGCGUCUACGCUGGACAUGAAGCAUACCAUGCGUCUAGCCUCGAUGAGGCCUUGGCACUGCCUUCCAAACACCAUUUGCCUUACCCUGUAAUCGUCAAACCCUGUGGAGGCUGGAGUUCCGAAGGUGUAUCACUGGUGAAUACAUCUGACGAGUUUGAAAGGGCCGUGAGGGCAAUUAGCGCUUCUCGGCACGGACCUGAGAUGGUCAUCGAACCAUACUGCGACGGCCCCGAAUACGAUAUUAAUAUUGUGCUACAAGACGGAGAACUGCUUUUUGAAGAGGUCUGCGAUGACCUACCCAAGUCUGCCGACCCUAAUGGCCCAACUACGUGCUCCCUCGGCGGCUUCCACGAACUCUAUAGCAUCUAUCCAUCAGUUUUACCCGAAAAUGAGCUUCAGAUGGCACGCGAGUAUUUUGUGGAACUCUUGCUCUCGCUAGGCCUUCGAGAUGGUGUCUUCCACAUAGAAGGACGUAUCGAAAAUUCUAGCGUCGAGUACAUUCACAACGAUGGCAUCGCGGGGCUCGCACCCCGGACUAUGACCCAAUCCCAGGAUUCAAAACCCAAACCCUUCCUCAUUGAGAUCAAUGUGAGGCCUCCUGGCUCGGCCGCCUCUCGACUGCCGGAAUCUACGCACGGUGUCGAAUACUGGGGAGUGGCCGUAUUAUCUGCCAUCCGUGACAAUACACGUAUGAGAGCGCUUGCACAACCUUUCCGCACGGGACCGCAGUAUACCGGCAUCAUGGUCUUCAUUUCCGCCGACUUCCCCCUCACUUGUCAGGGCAUCUUCGAUUCGGACAAUGUCUGCGCAGACUUGAUGGAACGCAGACCAGACUUGCGCCCUCAUAUCAGCUCAUCGAAUUGCCUGGUCAAAAGAGGCGACAAGGUUCCACAUCCAAGCACUGGCCGAAACACUUUCGUUGCGCUUGUCAAUGUCUUCUCUCGCACUAGUCGAGCCGAAGCGCAGGCUAUCGCCCACGAGGUUCGCGCCGCCGUAAGGUACAGUUUUAUUUGAACUUGUCACUGCGGUUACCUGUCACCUGUGAGUAUUAGCCAGGAUCUCUGGUUCUCCGGUCAGGUAGAAAUGGAGCUCAAUGAAAGACCAGGGUGCUCAGGUUAUGGUGGACCAUACCUUUCAUAUAUGAACGAACAUUAUGCACCACUUCCGUAUGACCUUACUUCACAUAUGCAGCCGAUGUCCCACGCAGUAGAAUCUCG